Molecule: messenger RNA, 1764 nt
Organism: Penaeus chinensis
Lineage: Eukaryota; Metazoa; Arthropoda; Malacostraca; Decapoda; Penaeidae
Product: rhomboid-related protein 3-like
Exons: 6
Coding region: 318-1100 (260 amino acids)
Cellular component (GO): membrane
Molecular function (GO): serine-type endopeptidase activity; calcium ion binding
Source: RefSeq, a predicted model, not a curated record
AAAGCGUUCGACAUUGCGGAAAUAAGAAGGACGCGUCGCACUACAGUUUAUUCGAAUCUAUUCUAAAUACAUGGCUUGGAAAGUUUCCCUCGAAUAUAUUGCCUAAACUUUUCGUGCUUAUCUGAUGCGAUCUGAAGAGCUCUGGUUCCGUUAUUUUUUCCCCGUCGAGUUCCUUCCUCAACUGGCACUUGGCAUCGAGGAAGCUUGGGAGGUGCGGCGGGGCAGAACACCUGAGGACCUACCUGACCUACAAACUUCUUCAGGCAUUUGCUAGGGGAUCACGGUGCUGAAAGAGGCGAAAAGGUAACAAAGUCAUCAUGUCUGGAAGACGUAGAAUAGAAAAAUAUGAACCAAUCAAUUGGCAUGAAAUCUUCCAGAGGAUUGACAGCGAUGGUGAUGGCUACAUCUUGCGGUCAGAACUGAAGAAAUACUUGCUUAAUACCCCUGUCAGUGAUGUUCCCUUAACAGAUGACAUGGUUGACAGUAUGCUAUACCAUGUAGAUUAUAAUAAUGAUGGGUAUAUCAACUUGCAAGAAUUUUAUGCACUGGUAAAUGUUCCAGUUGAUGCUGGCACACGGUCAGUGGUACAAAGAACACUUGUUGCAACAGCAUUUUCUAUUGCACCAAGAUCCCAAGUGUCUCAUGGAGAUCGGCAUUAUAUUGCUGAGUACUCCUGUUGCCCACCACCUUUGGUUAUUCCUUUGUUUUGUGCUGCUGAGGUAGGUGUAUUUAUAUACUAUGCUGUGAAUAUGGGAAAUGUUGGUCCAUAUUCCCCUGUCCCAUGGAAAUCUCCUCUGAUUUAUGAUCCGAAACGACGCCUGGAGGCCUGGAGAUUCAUCUCUUACAUGUUCCUUCAUGCUGGUUAUGUCCAUCUGCUGUCAAAUGUAAUGGUGGCUUUGUUUGUGGGCAUUCCAUUGGAGAUGGUUCACCGCUGGUGGCGACUUCUCAUCCUGUACAUUGCAGGAGUUAUUGCUGGAUCUCUAGCUGCUUCUAUGUUUGAUCCACAUGUGAGUUUAUUGUACAGGUUUUGGUUGCACAAACAAAGACCAUAUAAUUUCUCUCAUUAUGAAAAGAAACAGCAAACAUCUACUCCCACAUAGAUAUCAACCCCAUUAACUUUUGAUAAAGAAUGUUAGUGUUCACUUCCCUGCAAAUGGGCAAUUGUCUGGCUUAUGGUUGGGCUCUUGAAAGCUCAUCCCAAUGAUCAGGACAUAUGCUAAUAUUCAGAGACACUUGGGACACCUUAGAUGGAGAGUGGGACCAGCAUUUCAUGCCCAUUAGCCAAUUACUUUGAGCUGUCUCAUGGUGCAGCCAAUGGUGAUUAGUUGAUGGCUCUCCAUCUAAGAUGUCCCAUGUGUCUCUGAAUAAACAAUUUUUUGGAGGAUGUAAUAGGAUAUCACCCACUGACACUGAUUUAAACAGUAUUAUUCUAAAGACAUGAAUAACAAUAAUUUUCAUGUAUAUUACAUAGUGUUAUUGUGUAUUUUCAUAUCAUGCAUUAUUAUCUUAGAGAAUAAAAGAAAAAAAAGUUGAAAGUAAGCUGUAUUUGUUCAUGGUAAGUAUGAUUAUAGCUUUUUGAAUAUUGAAUCCCAAUUUAUAGAUACAUUCAUUAGUAUUUAGUUAGAAACUCAAGUCAGUCCUACCCCUUGUAUCUCAUCCUUGUAUAGCAACCCUAUAACAUACAAAAAAUAUAAUUAGAAAACAGACCUCAUAUUCAGAUAUCUUUAGGUUAAAAAAAAGAAAAGAAAAGAAAGAAAGAAAGGG